Molecule: messenger RNA, 4053 nt
Organism: Entelurus aequoreus (snake pipefish)
Lineage: Eukaryota; Metazoa; Chordata; Actinopteri; Syngnathiformes; Syngnathidae
Gene: osbp2a
Product: oxysterol binding protein 2a
Exons: 14
Coding region: 442-2667 (741 amino acids)
Cellular component (GO): membrane; cytosol; intracellular membrane-bounded organelle
Molecular function (GO): cholesterol binding
Source: RefSeq, a predicted model, not a curated record
AAUUAAAGUCAAUGCUUAUUUUAUAAAAAGUUAAAAGUACACGACAAGGCGCAGUGUAAACUGAAUUUGAGGAUAUUAUUUUAUUAUUGCCGAAGUAAUUCUCAAUUCACAACUUAAUUCCUAUAUUUAUUGUUUAUGCUAUUUAAUUAAAAGUCGUGACUCAUCAGUUAAAACCCGCCAAACGCCAACUAGCUUGAUUAUCAAAAUGCCUCGUCAAAAAAGUAAAGAGGAAAGUAUGAUUCCGUUUUAUAUUUGUUAUAUUUAAUUGUUUCGUCCUUGCCGUCAUCACGGCGGAGCUACCCCCUCCCAGGGGAGAUAGCUGGUCCGGUGCUCAGCCGUCCAGCGGCAGCCUCGCAGCGGUUAGCAUCCGCUUAGCUUAGCCGGGCAGCUGGCUCCUCUGGACCGACUAAACUAGCGGUUAGCUCGCCCAGGAGCCCGGACAUGGAUGAGCUAGUGAGGCGUCUGCCCUCGCCGACUCUCCCGGGGAUGCACCUGCCGUGUUUGGACACCCACAAAGGCUGGCUCUUUAAAUGGACCAAUUACCUGAAGGGCUACCAGCGCCGGUGGUUCGUCCUCAGCAACGGCCUGCUGUCCUAUUACAGAACGCAGGCAGAGAUGGCGCACACCUGUCGAGGCACCAUCCCCAUGGCGGCCGCUCACAUCGAGCUGGGCGACACGUGCCACUUGAUGAUAACAAGCGCAGGACGCAGCUACCACCUGAAGACCACCUCUGAAGGGGAGUGUCAGCGGUGGGCGUCGGCCUUGCAGCAGGCCAAGGCCAAUGCCACCGCCUUGAUUCAGCACUCGGAUGACUCUGGAGAUGAAGGGACGAGUGUUCAGGAGGACGAUCGAGCCUUAAGCCAAAGCGCUCUGAAGACGUUGGCCAACAAGCUGGACGACUUGAGCACCUGUAAUGAUCUUUUAGGAAAGCAUGGCGCCGCCCUCCAGCGCUCCCUCAGCGAACUCGAGGAACUGCGCGGCUGCGUCGACAGCCCGGACAAAGUGAAAAGCGUUAACGAGCGAGCCACCCUUUUCCGCCUCACCUCCAAUGCUAUGAUCAAUGCUUGUCGUGAGUUCCUAGACGUAGCAGAAUCUCACAGCCGAAGGUGGCAAAAAGCCCUGCAGCAUGAGCGAGAGCAGCGUCACCAUCUGGAAGAAACCAUCGAGCAGCUAGCCAAACAACACAACAGCCUGGAGACGGCCUGGAGGGAGAAGCCCACCUCGUACGCAGGUGUGGAGAGAUCUCGCAAGGGGGACGAGAGUGAAGAAAAUGACGAAUUCUUUGAUGCCAUGGAGGACGCCCCUUCAUUCAUAACCGUGUCAACCAAUGCUGAGACGCAGCACAAACGCUCAGGGAGUACUCAGAGUAUGAUGAGCGGUGGAUUGCCUCAUGACUGGACCCACAACGAGAAUGACACCUCAGGCUCAAACCACAUGCAGCUAAGGCGAACACGACGCAGCCGCAUUCCAGACAAACCCAAUUAUUCCCUGAACCUGUGGAGCAUCAUGAAGAACUGCAUCGGAAAAGACCUGGCAAAGAUACCGAUGCCUGUCAACUUCAACGAGCCGCUGUCCAUGCUGCAGCGCCUGACCGAGGAUCUGGAGUACAGCGAGCUGCUGGACCGGGCGGCUCGCUGCGACUCCUCCCUCGAGCAGAUGUGCCUGGUGGCUGCCUUCUCCGUGUCCUCCUACUCCACCACCGUCCAUCGCACAGCCAAGCCCUUCAACCCUCUGCUAGGUGAGACGUACGAGCUGGAUCGCCUGGAGGAGUACGGCUACCGCUCCAUCUGUGAGCAGGUGAGUCAUCACCCACCGGCCGCCGCCCACCACGUCAUCUCCCAGCGAGGAUGGACGCUGUGGCAAUCCAUCACUAUUGAUAGCAAAUUCCGUGGGAAGUACGUUUCUGUCAUGCCGCUAGGAAACAUUCACUUGCAGUUCCACUCCAGUGGGAACCACUACGUGUGGAGCAAAGUCACGUCAACGGUGCACAAUAUUAUCGUAGGGAAACUCUGGAUUGACCAGUCAGGGGACAUCGACGUGGUCAACAGCACCACCAAGGACAUGUGUCACCUCAAGUUCUCCCCCUACAGCUACUUCUGCAGAGACGCCCCACGCAAGGUGACUGGAGUGGUGGAGGACAAAGAAGGCAAAGCACAUUACAUCCUGUCAGGAACCUGGGAUGAGAAGAUGGAGAGCGGCAAGAUAGUGAACAGCAGUCAAGGCUGCGGAGGCUCCGAAGGCAAACAAAAGACAGUUUAUCAGACUCUCCCGUCCAAACUUCUGUGGAAGAAAUACCCCCUCCCGGAUAACGCAGAGAACAUGCACUACUUCUCAGCUUUGGCUUUGACUUUGAACGAGCUGGAAGACGGCGUGGCGCCCACCGACAGUCGCCUGCGUCCCGACCAGCGGCUGAUGGAGGCCGGGCUGUGGGACGAAGCCAACGCCCACAAGCAGCGGCUGGAGGAAUGCCAGAGGCUGGAGAGGAAGAGGAGGGAGGUGCAAACCACCCAAGCCCUGCAGGAAGGGCAAGAGGUGGAGGUGUACCAGCCUCUGUGGUUUGAGAAGAGACUGGACGACAGCACAAGAGAAAGCAGCUACAUCUACAGAGGAGGCUACUGGGAGGCCAAAGACAGGCAAGACUGGAGACAGUGCCCUGACAUCUUCUAGAACACAAACACUGUUGUCACGCUCACGAAAAAUGUCACUCCGACAAAUGCCAAGCUUUUCUGUUGGACAUGGAUCAUAUACGAACCAAAAACUGACAGCCGUUGUUGUGUCUGGGAAGGGAAGGGAAGCUGAAUGUCUUUAUGCAUAGUUCUGACAAAAUCCUGCGUGGCUAAAUGACUUGACUCUUGCAGCAGGACUUUGUAUUGUGGGGCUGCAGGGUCAGCCAAAACCAAGACUGCUUUACAUGCAAAUGCUUUGGAAAUAAUCAUUGUUGUUAUAGCAGUAGACUAGAAUAAUUUUUCAUGUUAAAAGUAGAUUGACUAGUCGUCCUAGUGGUCAUUGUAGUAGAAUGCUACCGAUAGCUCGUAGAAAUAGACCUAAUAUCUACCUUUUCCCUGGAGAAAGUGUCUGACCUUCCACAAGACAUACAGUGUAUUUAUUACAUGUCAAUAUUACCUGGGCGGGUCUAACUUAUGCGACGGGUUUAUUGCUGUAUCAUUUGAAUCGGUACCAGUACCAGUCAAAAGUAUGCAGACACACUCCAAUGUAAAUGAGAAGGCGUGUCCAAACGUUUGACUGUUACUGGACAUAUACUUACAUACUAGUCAACUGCAAUAAGUGUAUAUCCAUCCAUGCAUUUUCUACCGCUUGUCCCUGUCGGGGUCGCGGGGGUGCUGGAGCCUAUCCCAGCUGCAUUCGGGCGGAUAGCAGGGUAUACUCCGGACAAGUCGCCAGCUCAUCGUAGGGCCAACACAGACAACAUUCACACUAUGAAUUAAAAAUAGCAACACACUUGAAUAAUAUUGGUAAUAUGGGUAGUUACUGUCUAGCAAUCAUGUUAUAGACAUGUACGCAAUAAGAAAGCUGCAGUUACUUGUGAAUAAAAUGAAAAUAGUGCAAAUUGUGUUUCUAUGUUGCACAAAAAAUAGCCUACAGCAGCCUAGCUCUGACGUACAUGCACAAUAUAUAAUAAAUAGUAGUGACCUGUUUAUUUACGGGUUUUAUCGUGGACACGUGAAUAACUCACUGGUUGAGUUUGGCCUGUAUAUAGCAAAACGUGUUAUUAUUCAGCUACUGUAGAAAUAAUACUUGAAUAUCCAUAUUCAACUAAAUGAUUUGUUGGUAAGGUGUUGGCUUGAAUUACUCACUUUAUGAGAUGUAUUGUUCAAAUAAAGCACAACUUAGAAGUUUACCUCCAACUUAAUACUACAUGUUACCUAAAUACUGAGGUUUUGAUGCACUACAUGUACUGUACAUGUACUGUAGCUAUGCAUGUUUUUUUGGUGGGGAUGGUGCAAAGUCGUGUCCCUUUCACCUGGACUCACGUGAUGUGAAAUCACCAUUUGUGCCCAAAGACCUUUGAAAAUGUUACUUCUUUUUUUUUUU